Molecule: messenger RNA, 2362 nt
Organism: Electrophorus electricus (electric eel)
Lineage: Eukaryota; Metazoa; Chordata; Actinopteri; Gymnotiformes; Gymnotidae
Gene: wnt7ba
Product: wingless-type MMTV integration site family, member 7Ba
Biological process (GO): cell fate commitment; multicellular organism development; neuron differentiation
Cellular component (GO): extracellular region
Molecular function (GO): frizzled binding; cytokine activity
Source: RefSeq, a predicted model, not a curated record
ACAUAAUGAUCUGGAAUAGACGAGACUAAAGAGUGCCUAAUAAAAAUGCGACCAAAGAACUGGAGAUCCAGUGAAAUCUUAAAGCAGUAAUAAAUACGGUCAUCUUCAUUUAUCUUUGAAAUAAGCUAUAGCCAGUAAGCCUAUGAACGAUUCAUUAAUCCAACCUGGCCCCAAAGGGAGGGGAAUGCCACCCAGCGGUCCUGUUCAAACAAGCGUACCACAAAGGUGGGCGGAUGAAAAUGUCCCCCCUCUGCCAAUGGCAAAGCAAUGAGACAAGACAGGCACUUCUAUGCAACCCGAAAUCCCCAAAUCACUAGUACUCCACGUCCGGGACCUCACUAAAACAGCUCCUAUAGCCAAGAGAUGACGGAUCCUGUCUCCGCGCCCGCAGCUAACGCAAGGUCCGGAAAGCGUGGAGCAGCGUAACGGCAGGAGCUCCAUCGACCAGCACGAGGAACACGGCGCGUCUGCUGCCACAAACUUUGAAAUCUAGAAGGAAUUACAUGUUUAUUUCUUUGCUUCGCUAAAGCAGACAGCGGCGAUUUUAUUCAAUGUCACCAUGCGCGUCAUCUCAUCUUGCGAUGCUCUGCUGUCAGUCUACUACCCGCAGAUCUUCCUCAUCCUCACGAGCGGCAGCUACCUGGCUCUGUCCUCCGUGGUGGCUCUGGGUGCAAACAUCAUCUGCAACAAGAUCCCCGGCCUGGCUCCCCGACAGCGAGCCAUCUGCCAGAGCCGCCCUGACGCCAUCAUCGUCAUCGGCGAAGGCGCUCAGAUGGGCAUCAAUGAAUGCCAGUACCAGUUCCGCUAUGGCCGCUGGAACUGCUCCGCCCUCGGCGAGAAGACCGUCUUCGGACAAGAGCUGCGAGUUGGCAGCAAGGAGGCAGCGUUCACCUAUGCCAUCACAGCGGCAGGGGUGGCCCAUGCUGUCGCCGCUGCCUGCAGCCAUGGCAACCUGAGCCACUGUGGCUGUGACGGAGAGAAGCAGGGCUACCAUGACCAGCAGGAGGGCUGGAGGUGGGGUGGCUGCUCUACUGACGUCAAGUACGGUGUCGAGCUCUCCAGGCGCUUCGUAGACGCGCGCGAGGUUAAAAAAAACGCCCGGAGGCUGAUGAACCUGCACAACAACGAGGCAGGCCGAAAGGUCCUGGAGGAGCGCAUGAAGCUGGAGUGCAAGUGCCAUGGCGUGUCGGGCUCCUGCACCACCAAGACCUGCUGGACAACACUGCCUAAGUUCCGGGAGGUGGGCUACGCUCUGAAGGAGCGCUACGGCACCGCCCUGCAGGUGGAGGUGGUGCGGGCCACACGCCUCCGUCAGCCUUCCUUCCUGCGGCUCAAGCAGUCACACGGCUACAUCAAGCCCACCGAGAUGGACCUGGUGUACCUGGAGCGCUCGCCCAACUACUGCGAGGAGGACGUGGCCACGGGCAGCGCGGGCACGCGGGGUCGCUUCUGCAACCACACGUCGCCGCACACCGACGCCUGCCACCUCAUGUGCUGCGGCCGGGGGCACGACACGCGCCAGGACACACGCGUGUGGCAGUGCAACUGCAAGUUCCAGUGGUGCUGCUUCGUCAAGUGCAACACGUGCAGUGAGAACAUGCAGGUGUUCACCUGCAAAUGAGGGUCAGGUGUAGGCUACUGGAAAGGAAGCGCCGGGAGGCAGGAUUGGAACUGGGAAUCACCUUGCUAUUUCAGUUUUGCACAUCGGGCACUCUUUAAUGGGGGAAGGGCACAAAAGUAAAAAAGAUUCUUUAGUGAAAUACAAAUAUGCACUGAUUGUAAUCGGACUCCUAGAAGGAUUUUAUGCCGUAUGUGGGAAAACAAUGGGAGCAUGUACAAUGACAGAGAUCUGGAAGUUCCUGAGUCUUCUGAGACUCAAGGAAGAGCUUUUCUUAGGGACCCAAUACUUACUGCUGACAGUAUUGUCAGAUCGACACGCCACUAUGCCAGGAGCAGAAACUGACAAAAGGGACGAGAAAACAAUGAACAUCCCAAAAAAAAGUUGCCAAAUGCUAUGUGGAAAGCUGGGUAGCAGGAGGAGGCCAUUUUCUGCAUAAAAUGCUGGAACACUUCAAAUGUUCAGGUCACACUGUAUCUGUUUGAACACUGAAAAUGACUGCCUUUCUAUUUCUUGUCCUUUGGAAAGAAAAGUGUUAGUGCAUAAAUGUCUCAUACAGACCCUGUUGAGGCAAUUUUUCUUUUACAACUCUGAAAAUGAUUGCUACUGAUAUGUUGCUGUUGUAUUUCCGUAUCUCAUUCUACACCACAGCAGACAAAGAAACCAGGCGUGUCAGACUCAGAGUUCGCUGCAUCAGGCAAGUAUUUCUCUUCUCUGCUUUUCCUAUGUAGCUCUCUGAUAGAA